GCCUUGUUGAGGGACACUCUCGUUUCGGGGCAAAUUUUCCGAAUACGUAAUUUCCUUCACGGGCCACCAGCUUGCAUCGGUGGAAUCAGGGCAACCGAUUAGCCCCAUUCCACUGCAGGGACGCUCAUGCUUCUAGAAAACAUGUUGGACAUGAUCGCUGACGGCAAACAGAGACACAUGAGCUAUGCUCGAACGAGACGCUCUGUACCGUGUCUCUUACUGUGAUCCAGCGUACACAGAAGUUCGCCAGAAUCAAGCAGGUAUUUGACCCUCAACUUUUCAACAAGAGUUCUGUGUGACUCGCCUCAACGAAACUUAUGAAGGUCCCACGCUUGCUGUUUGGUCUUUCAGGAUGUAUCGUGCAAUAGUGGAAGGUAACCGCGUGUGUUACAAACGACGUGUGGAGCUGGAGCAGCGCUUACACGAGGAACGACUGAAGGCUGUUAAGCCAGUCGUACGGACCAGCCCUCCAUGUCGUACUCCCCGAACUGGCCGAAAUCUCAAAUAUGAGACUCAGAGUCAUGAGAGAUUCCAGGAGAUCGAUAGAGACAACAAGCUGCUUCUGGAUAAAUUGUGCAAGAUAAUGGUACGGUCUCCGUGCACUGCGGCGCUUUCAGAGCCCAGAGGUCCUGCCAGUCUUAACUGGAAGAAUCGAAAGGAUGAGGAAGAACGGAUUGCCUAUAACAACAAAUUUACCUACCGGAAAUUAGCCGAGGCGAAGCCGCUGUAUACUUUGGAAGACUGGCAAAGACACACCGCCUUUCACGCCCGAAGAUUUCGGAACGUCUGCGAACAUCCAGCAAUCCUCGACAUGAAAGAGAUACCGACGCAGGCGGCGCACGAGACGCCACGACAUACUUCCACCAGAGGGAGACCGACGUUGAUGUGCAAUUUCAGUGCCUACCGAAUUCCCGUAACUCCGCGGUGCCAUUGGCCAAACAAGAAUCGGCCCCUGUCGCAGCCAGCUGCUAGAGAUGAGAAGAAAACUCGUAUUACCUGCCAAUGCUUCCAAGCGAGUCGGACGUAUCUACAUUCUAAUGAUAGAGAAUACUCACGGUCACUAAAGGAAGCGGCAAAAUCCAGACGCCAACUGUCAGCCCCACCCAAACCGUCAAAUGUAAAACGAAACUGA
Messenger RNA from Toxoplasma gondii ME49, 1132 nucleotides. RefSeq lists its product as hypothetical. The coding region runs from base 353 to 1132 and encodes 259 amino acids. The transcript has a single exon. The record is from RefSeq and is a predicted model, not a curated record. Lineage: Eukaryota; Apicomplexa; Conoidasida; Eucoccidiorida; Sarcocystidae.